This is a messenger RNA of Lasiodiplodia theobromae, 324 nucleotides long. RefSeq lists its product as uncharacterized. NCBI's taxonomy places the organism in Eukaryota, Fungi, Ascomycota, Dothideomycetes, Botryosphaeriales, Botryosphaeriaceae. The transcript is spliced from 2 exons. The record is from RefSeq and is a predicted model, not a curated record. Bases 1 to 324 code for a protein of 107 amino acids.
AUGUCCAACCCGAACAACUCGAGCGAGGAGGCUGGCAACCAGCCCGGCGGCAUCAUCGCCAAGGGCCUCGACCCGGUCGGCAAGGGGCUGGGCGCGGUGCUGUCGCCCGUGGGCGCCGUCGUGGGCACGGUGACGAAGCCGGUGACGGGCACCGUCGGCGGCAUCACCAAGCCGGUCCUGGACCCGGUCACGGGCGAGAAGGACGACCGCGCGCAGGUGCUGGGCGGCAACAAGCGCGCCGAGGAUUUCGGAAAGCAGGCACAGAAGGACAAGGAGCGCUUCGGCGGCAAGGAGCAGACGGGGGAUAAUCCGCUGGGGUUGUGA